CGCUUCCACACUCCAGUCACCGUGAGGCAGCAGCAGCAGCGCUAAGUGGAUGUGACUGCUCUGAUUGCACUCCGCGGGAGAAGCGAGAAGGAAUCGCCUGCCUCUGAUCAUCAACGCGUCAUAUAAUGUUUCAGCGGACGCCCCUCCCCCUGUCUCGUUUUUUCCCCUCACUCAACCUCUCCUUUGACUCACACAGAGGAGGCUGUGGCUCACCGCUGGCGCACGCACCCGUGGAGGAUACGGCCAGAAGAUGGCUGACUUAACCGGGCACCGCGAGCCCUCGGCGGCAUCCCCACAUUCAGCGUCAGCCGCGCCGCUGGAAGGCUGCGAGACACCCGCCGUCUGGCGACUGUAAACAGCUGCCUCUCCUCUCUCCUCCCCACCUUCCUCCUCGUGCCCCUCCACCCCCCGUCCUCAUCCUCACCGCAAAUAUUGACACAAGUGUCACGGGGAGAAAAACAUGGCAGAGAUGGAAAAGGAGGGCAGACCUCCGGAAAAUAAAAGAAACCAGAAAAGAAAACCAGCACACCCGGUGAAAAGGGAAAUAAAUGAGGAGAUGAAGAGUUUUGCAGAGAACACCAUGAACGAGCUGCUCGGCUGGUACGGCUACGACAAGGUGGAGCUCAGAGACUCGGACAACCUGGAGAUAGGGGAGACGCCCCAACACAUCUCUGUUCUCAAAGAAAACUUGUUGCCAAAAAUCCCAGCUUCGACAGAGAGCAGUGAAGACUCUCCAGAUCGAGCCAACAGCUCCCAGUCUUUGCCAGCCUCCAGGAACGGAGUCACCGAGCCGUCCACCACGCCGUCCACUUCCACGCCCGGCGCCAUGGAGCAUGGCAACCUGCCCAUCAUGGUCCCCAUGAUCCCUCCACCGCUGAUCAAACCCCCUGCAGAUGAGGACGCGUCCAACGUGCAGAUCAUGUGUGCCUGGUGCCAGAAGAUCGGCGUCAAGCGCUAUUCUCUGAGCAUGGGGAGUGAGCUGAAGAGUUUCUGCAGUGAGAAGUGCUUCGCCGCCUGUCGCAGGGCGUAUUUUAAAAGAAACAAGCUGGGAUAUGUAAGGAAUUACGCUGCGAGAGACGACGAUGGCCUCGGUGGGAAAUUACCCCAGAACAGCUUUACUCAGGACACGCCCAGGCUUGUCUUCAAGACAAACAGCGAUGUGCUUGUUUGUGACUGGUGCAAACAUAUUCGCCAUACUAAGGAGUACCUGGACUUUGGUGCUGGUGAGCGGAGGCUGCAGUUCUGCAGUGCCAAAUGCCUGAACCAAUAUAAGAUGGACAUUUUCUACAAGGAGACCCAGGCUGCACUGCCUGGAGCACUGUGUAACCCAGGACAUGGGCCUGGUGGGGAGUGUAAAUCGGACUGUAGUGGAGGGGUACAACUGCUCACUCCGGAAUCCUGGGGAACGCCAUUGGCGGACAUGCGUCGCAAAGCUCCCUCACCUGGGGGUCCAUCCACCACUUCUUCUAUGGUCAUAUCCACUUCUUCUGCCACCUCACCCUCAGACACUGCUGCCAUCUGCUCCCCGUCCUCCUCUUCUUCGGCCAAGAUCCCGACACCCAGACCCCAUGAGAGCCCCACAAUUCCUCCUCCGCAUGUUCCUAAUUUGCACCCACCUGUUGGAGUUCCCUCUGGUAGCCCUCCAAUGGUAAUGACACCUCGAGGACCCAUGCCUCUGCCUCUCUUUAUGGAGCAUCAAAUGAUGCAGCAAAUCCGUCCACCAUUUCUUCGCCCCCCUGCCCAUCCUGCAGGGCACCAUAGUCCACUUUCAAACCCUAUGAUCCCUGGUAUUGGCCACCCACCACCUCCAAGGACCCUUGGUCAAACAUCAAGCCCCAUGCACAGGCCCCUGCUGUCUCCACAUGUCCACCCCUCAUCCAAUCCCAACCCUGGGAUGAUGCCACCUUACCCUGGUCUCUCGAUGCAUGGCCUGCCCCCUUUCCCACCAGUCAACAUGAUUCCCAAUGGACAUAUGCCCCUGCCCCAUAUGAUGAACUUUGGCAUGCCGUCUUUGGCACCAUUAGUCCCCCCACCAACUCUAUUGGUCCCUUACCCUGUCAUUGUACCCCUCCCUGUUCCUAUUCCUAUUCCAAUCCCAAUUCCUUUUAACCCCACAACUUCUAGGGACCAGUCAGAGAGCAGUUUCUCUUUUCGUGGUGCUCCAGAGUCAUCAGAAGCUUCAGUUUCUGGGCCACACUCUCCAGGUUCUUGUGGAGGUGACCGAGGGGAGCAGAAAGUAGAGCCAUCAGGUGCUGAGCAUCUCUCUCCGGUACAUUCAGAGAGAAGUAGGACAGCAUUGAUAGACUUAAAGGCAGAGGAAACUUUGAGCAACCUGUGUCUAACCAGCAGCCACACACCUAUGGAUGGUGUGAUUGAUCUAACUCUGGGCCAGAGGUCAUGCCAGCAGCAGGUUAUUCAGAGGAUGCCACCUGGGGUCCAGGUCAAAGUAGAGGAAGACGCGGAAUCAAGGACUCCACCAGCUGCAGGGCUGGGGUGGGAAGGGAAGGACAAGCUUAAUGGGGGAGGAUUAAUCCUCCCUCAAGGCCUCCUCAGUCCUCCACUGCUGGAAGGGGCCACAAAACCAAACACACUGGUAUCAUUGGGCCCACUCCCCAGCAGCAACAACACUUCUUGCACCGGUGAUCCACCCAUGAGCCUGCUUGAUCCAUCUAUCUCCAACCUUAUCCCACAAAACUUUCCCAGCACAGCACGGACCCAGUCCCAACUCCAAACUAGCCCUGGCACUCCAUGUAAUGUCAUAGUCAAUGGUACAGGAUGGCAUUCACUUCUUACUCCUAACCAAAAAGGAGAUGCGGUUUUGGCAGAAGGAGAGCUAGGUGAGCAGCCAAACAAUGGAGAUCUGGAGCAUGAGGCACUGAAAGAGAACAAUUGCUCAGUCGGAGACUGGGAACCAGGGAAGCGAGGCUCAGCGCAAGACGAGGCAGCAAACUCAGUGGGGGGUAAGCCAGACCCUGAUUCCAACCUGGAGGAGGGCGAACAUGCCUAUGCCCUGCCACUGCUAUCUGCUGGAGGCUGUGUGGUCAUCCAACCUGUGCCAAAGCCCGGCGCUGACAAAACGGCCAUUCUGUCCUGCUCUAUCAGUGCCCCUCUAUCAGCAGCCGGGAGCCCUGAGUUGGAACCACCACUGAAGAGGAGGUGUCUGCGGAUACGCAAUCAAAACAAAUGAGAUGGAUGCUCUAAAGGAUGCAGUGCCAUCAAUGACACUCACAUCGUCCAGCCCCACCCCCAAAUCCCACCCCUCCACACUACACAACUGCACAUGCACAUGUGCACACGCACUAACCCACAUAUGCACACUCACGUGUACACUUUGUUCUCGUCCUCGCCCAUCGUUCAGUCUACCAGCACCACAAAUCGCCUUCAACGACCGAUGAGAGUCUAACCAAACAUGUUGAUAUGUAUUGUAGUAGAGCAAACGGGACUCUUUUUGUCUUUGUGAUGGAUACUGAACUUCUACAGACCUGAUGUCACGGCCAGCAGGACCAUUUCACCUAUCAGCUGCAGACUGCAAAUCCUUUCCCCCGCAGCUUGUCUCUCAGCCAAUCCUUACAGUAUAUAAACCCUCCCUGGCAAAGUAA
Solea solea (common sole) is the source of this 3599-nucleotide messenger RNA. RefSeq names its product sine oculis binding protein homolog (Drosophila) a (gene sobpa). NCBI's taxonomy places the organism in Eukaryota, Metazoa, Chordata, Actinopteri, Pleuronectiformes, Soleidae. Gene Ontology annotation, biological process: animal organ development. The transcript is spliced from 8 exons. The record is from RefSeq and is a predicted model, not a curated record. Bases 461 to 3187 code for a protein of 908 amino acids. Gene Ontology annotation, cellular component: nucleus.